Molecule: messenger RNA, 2377 nt
Organism: Hydra vulgaris (swiftwater hydra)
Lineage: Eukaryota; Metazoa; Cnidaria; Hydrozoa; Anthoathecata; Hydridae
Source: RefSeq, a predicted model, not a curated record
AUUAAACCUAGUUAACAGAGGUUUUCAUAUAAAAAUUAUUUUGUGACAAAAGAAUGAAAUUAUGAGAUUAAUAAAUUUUUUUAUCAAAUGGAACGUGAAAAGGAUAAUCAUUUGACAAAACUACAAAAAAUAAUCAAAGUGUUAUCUGUUAUAGAUGGUGUACCAAAAGAAAUUGAAAAUUUGCAGCUGUUUGAAGAUUGUAAUGAACAAGUUAACAAGUUAUUGCUUGAGGAUGAUACAUCACUCACACAAUUCGACUCCAAGAGUUCUGAAGUAGUUUGUGUGUCUUUAAAAGCUUUACCAAUAUUUUUUUUAUUUUGUAAGGAUGCAAAUAUUCAACUUGAACAGAAUAUGAUAAAACAACGCAUUGUUGCUUUGUUUAAGAACACUUACCAGAGUUUAAAACUCGCUAUUAGUAUUGUGGAAAGAUGGUCUUUUCAGUUUCAAGAUUCAUACAGUGUUUUAGCAAAUGUCUUACAUUCAAUAAUUGAUUCAAUAAAAGUACUUUUGUAUUUGGACACAAUGGCUGCAGCAUCUAUUUGUAAAUCAUUUAAAAGAUUAUAUACCAAUCAGAAAAACUUAGUUUUUAAGCAUGUAAAUGAUUUUGAAUGGUUGAUAAAUAUUUUUGACAUUGUCGAAUGUAUUUUCCAAAUGUUUUUUCAGGAUGUUGUUCAACAUAAUGUUAAGUUUUACAAAUUUGUCAUUGGUCUCGCUCUCCAAAUCACGCUGGACUUUAAAGAUGUGUCUGAUGAUGCUAUAAAGAAAAUUUAUUCAUUUUCUUGUACAGUUCAAAGAGUACUUAUGAAGUAUACAACACAAGAUUUGAAUCCGUUACUGGAAGCUACUUUAAAAACUUGUGUUAAAGAAUUAUUGAGUUAUAAAAAUGCAAGUCCUCACUUUAUCAAAGUCUUGGUUUCAGAAAAUAAUGGUUUGGAACACCUAAUUUUGUUAUCACGUUUUCAUUCUGAUUUAAAUGAGACUUUUCAAGGUGAUAUUCCAUUACAUUGGUUUCCUUCGGAAAAUAGAGAUAGCUUAAUAGGAUUAUUUUUUAACCUUCUUCAGCACUUCUCACCUUUUAUAUAUGAAGAUAAUAAAAUCUUGCUACCAAGUUCUUUUGGCAUAGUUAAUGUUUAUGAAUACCUACUUGUGAAUUUAUGUUCUUACAUGACCAAUCUUCCUGCAUGCAGCAUUCAAAGCGUUACUGAUAUUAUUGUUUCUUCGCUGUUUAUAUCAAAUAUUACUUUUAUUUUUGCUGCAGAUCUACUCAGCUUUAUUGCAAGAUGGAGCAGUGAAGACUUAUGUUUUCAGUAUGUUAACAUGCUUGGAAUAACACUUUUGAAACUAGGAUCAAUGGGUUUGGAAAAUACUUCAGAAUAUAACAAUAUAAUUUUGCUUUUUAAAAGGCUGUUUUUGUUUCUCAGUAAAGAACAACUUAAUAUAAAGUUGUUUCUAAAAAAUCACCCUUUCUCUCAAUCUAUCUAUCUAUGGGUAUAUAUACCAAUUGAUAAAAUGAAGUAUGAUGCAGAAGACAUUAACAUGAUUGUUGAUAUGGCAAUUUCUGUUAUUCAUUUAAACAGUGAAGAACAAGAUGGUUCUGAAAGAAAUGUUAUAGGUGCUAUUCGAGUAUUGUGCAAUAUUUCAAAAUAUUUUUUGAAUUUUUUGAGUACAAAUAACCAAGUUACAAUAGUAAAAGAAGUUGUACAGUUUUGGAGCUGUUUUAAUGAUUUAGAUGAGGACAUUGAGAUGAGUGAAAGUGUAGUGAUUGCAAUGUUAUGUCUUGCAUCGUGUGUUUUCCAUCUUUUUCAACCAGAGCAAAUGUUACUGGUCUUAUCAACUGUUAAAGAUAUACUAUUGCACUGUGAUAAUCAAUCAUUUCGUUUACAAGUGACAUACUUUCUUUCUGACCUUAAAAGCACACAGUUUCAUGAAACCAAUCAGAUUGAAUGCCUUUCCCUUGUUGCAUCCUUGUUUAAUUACCUAUUAGAUCUAAAGGAUUGGAUGGUUACAUUUUUUGCCAUGUCUGCUCUUCGUGAUUAUGCUGAGGUUACCAUUUAUUCGCAUAAAUUGUCUACAUUUUUGCCACUGACUAAGAAAACUGAUUUUACAAAUUUUUUGCAAAAGAAAUCAAAAACUCAUUGGUCAGUAUUACAGCAAAAUAGUUAUGAAAUCUUGCAAAACAACCAUGGAAACCAAGAUAUUGAUUCUAAUGUUGAGCAAUCAGUUCGAGAAUGUCUUGAUAAUAUUUCCUUCAAUAUUGAAAUUCUAAGAAAUUAUUCAAGCACGAUCUCGUUUCCAUCUAAUUACCAGGUUGAAAUUGAGAAAAUGAUUAAUUUACUUUCAUCUACUAUUGUAAAUAAAAUUUCAAAUACUCUGUAAA